Molecule: messenger RNA, 2835 nt
Organism: Oryza sativa Japonica Group (Japanese rice)
Lineage: Eukaryota; Viridiplantae; Streptophyta; Magnoliopsida; Poales; Poaceae
Source: RefSeq, a predicted model, not a curated record
GCUCUUCUCCGUUUCCUCCGUUUUCUCCGUUCGUCUUCCUCCGCUUCCGAAGAGACAAGGUGAGAGAGGAGGGUUUAAGCCGAGAGAGAGAGGACGCGAAGGCGACGAUGGCGUGGAGGGGGCUAGCGAGGGAUGCGGCGGCGGCGUAUCUCCGGCGGGGCGGCGCUCCCGCGCACGUCUUCUCCGCGGCCUCCCGCGCUCCGGGCCCCGUUGUCGCCAACCCUGGCGGUGAGCUCCGCGCGUUCGGGUUGUUCCGGUCGCCGAUGGCCAGGCGCGCCGAUGCCUUCGAGGUCCCUUCGGCUGCUGGGAGGCACGGGGCGCAGGGCGUGUGGUCGCGCAGCUCGGUUCCGGCGUUGGUUCGGGCUGGUGCCCCCAACUCCAGAGCUCUCCCUUUCCUCGUGGGGAGAGUGGUUCGUGGAUUCUAUCCGCAGCUGUCAGGUCACAAGCUGGUAAAGGGACUUGGGAUGGGCUCCACCCUUGCUGCGACGUUUUGUUCACAGAAGGUUGCAUAUGCUGAAGAAGUUGCUGAACAGCCAUCAGAAGGCCUCAUCGGCCCCUCAACAAAACAUCAGAUUAGCAAAUUAUGGACUAUAAUCAGGAAAUAUCAGCUGCCUGUUGGUUUGAUUGCUUUGAUCGCACUUGGUUGGCAGAAUCCAUUGGGUCUUUUCAUCAACGUUUUGCUUAUUCUCUACAGUUCUAGGCCUAGCCCAUAUUCAAUAUACUUGUUUCUUCAGGAGGUUCGUCAUGGAGAGAUGCAUCAAAAUCGUGCAUUUUGGAAGGAGGAGGCUGUGCUUACAAGGAAAGUUGAUACUAAAGAUUACAAGCUCUUUUCCAUUGGAACAGUUGAAUCAGCAGACAGAGAAGUACUGCACGUCAUUGGGAUUCUGGGCAACUGGUGGAUCUAUCGUGCAUCGUAUGGGAAGUGAGAGGGGUUGGUAUAGCAUCUCAUAUUCUGAGGAGCGUUUAACCAACUAGUGUGCAAACAUCAGAAUGUUGACAGUAGAUAACUAGAAUAUAGGCAGUUUCAUUAGGCAACUAUGGCACUAGAUAUUUUAAAAGCGAUGGUGUUCAAUGUAAUUCUAAAAUACCAUCAGGGUUGAAAACAGGUCAUUCUCAAGGGGGUUGUACUGGAAGGAGUUUCCACAUCUGACUUUGUAAGUUCAUUUGAAAUAUCUUAUUCUCUUGGUCCAAGAAGACUGUUUCUUGGAUGCAUGAGUUAAGCUGAGAGUGAAGAACCGUAGGUCGUUGCUCUUGAAAAAAUGAAUUAAGCUGAGAAUGCUGCAGUUCAUUGCCGAUGGUGAACUGAAACUACAAUCAUGUUGCAUUUCAGUUCUCUGCAGUUGCUUCUCUAAUUUCACUGGCUCUUCUAUAUCAUGUUGUUAUGAUGGACAGGGUGUGCUUCCAUCACCCAGCUUAUUUUGUUUGUCCUGUUUGUGCAUAAUUCUAACAUGCUGCCAAUUUAUGCCAAGAAUAUUAGAGUAACCAAAUAUUGAAUUCAUUAUAUUUCUCUUUUCAUAUGUACAGGAAGCAUUUCAUUCUGUCUUGUCUCUGGUUACAUGGCUUUUGAGAUGCUCCUCCUUUUGGUCAAAAUCAGUAUCCAUCACGAAUGUUCUCUUGCCCAUUAACUAUGGGCUGUGGCAUGCAGAAGAUGGUUCUUUUUCUUCAGUAUCCUGAGGGACUAGAAUCUGCGACUACAGUGUCAGUGGAUGAAAGAAUGGAAUAAAUUUCUUUUUUACUCUUCACACCUUUUGCUUGGCAUCAUGAUCUUGAUCUCGUGUGUGCUUUGGUACUCAUCAGCUUCAUGGCAGCUUCAGGUUUCCUGGGAGAUAAAGUGAUGCUACGGAAUCAGGUGAAGCAACAGGGAAGGAUGGUCAUUGGUUCAACCGUGGGAAUGGAAUUUUAGAAAAAAAUAAGGUCCAAGGUAUUUCGGUAUCUAUUUAAGGACCUGACCAAUAGCUCCAUACCAUAGCUGAAACUUCAUUGCUGUUCCUAAUACUGGUUAGGGAACAGAACCUGUUUGUGAUGGGUGGGAGGAAGAUUGGAGUUGCUGUGGACUUCUCGUCAUGCAGCAAAGCAGCUCUGCGAUGGGCAUCAACCAAUCUUACCAGGAGCGGUGAUCAGCUUGUACUUAUCCAUGUCAAUAGUUCCUAUCAUAAUGAGCAAGGUGCAGUUCAACUGUGGGAACAGAGUGGUUCACCGCUCAUCCCUCUGGCAGAGUUCUCAGAUCCCCAUGUCGCCAAGACAUAUGCUGUGUCACCCGACAAGGAAACACUAGAAAUCCUGAAUCAAAUGUCGAAUCAGAGAGGGGUUGAAGUCCUUGCAAAGAUACUCUACGGUGACCCUGCAAAGAAGCUGUAUGAAGCAGUUGACCUGGUUCCCCUCAACUGCUUGGUGGUUGGAAACAGAGGGCUAAGCACACUCAAGAGGGCUCUGAUGGGAAGCGUCAGCUCCUACAUCGUGAAUAACGCGACCUGCCCAGUUACGGUCGUCAAGGAGAACAUAUAGCUCCUCAGUAGUUAACUGCUCUGAUAGGAAGCAGUAAACUGCAAGAACAGACAGCAUCAGUAUCUAAGUAUCUAACAUAUACAACAGUAUAGCAGAUUGAAUAAAUUGUGCUUGACAUGCACUGGCAGUCACUCAGCUCAGCUGCCCUUGCCUCUUUACCUGGAAAGAUCUUUCUUGAUGUAAACCGUUCAGUAUUUAUUAUGCAUGUAAUAAUAUAAGCGGGAACCAUACGUGUGUUUCAGUAUAUCGUAUUCUUGUUGUCAAGGGCUGUAUCCUGUAUGCUAUCCGUUCUCUUUUUAGUUAAUGAAAUGCUCCACGACAUUCACACUA